GACCGGCGUGGUUCAAUGAUAGUUCGAUCGGAAUUAACGGAGGUUGUAAUUGGAUAUAAAAUUCUUAUCACGUCAAGUAAUGAAGUUGAUUUGAGAAUACGAGUAGAAGAUGAAUAUACAUAUUACACUGAUGGUGACCCGUUGGUCGUGGGUGCUAAAGUGAGGCUAAGGAAUCCGCAAAAGGGAAACGUUAUUGAAACCUACACGACCUCAAACAGAACAGAACUGCUGUUUGACGAUCUUGAAGAGGCAUACUACAAUUUACAUGUGAGUGCAGACAGACAUACGUCAUACAGUGCUGUCAUUCUGGCAUCUCCAGCUAACCCGAACAUUACAGUCUUCCUACAGAAAACGGC
Owenia fusiformis is the source of this 356-nucleotide messenger RNA. The record is from the annotation of a GenBank genome assembly. NCBI's taxonomy places the organism in Eukaryota, Metazoa, Annelida, Polychaeta, Sabellida, Oweniidae.